This is a messenger RNA of Microcebus murinus (gray mouse lemur), 1604 nucleotides long. Lineage: Eukaryota; Metazoa; Chordata; Mammalia; Primates; Cheirogaleidae. The record is from RefSeq and is a predicted model, not a curated record.
GUCAUUUUACACUCUGUUAGGCUGUGACACUACGCUAAUCCUCCUUUCAAAGAAUAAAUGUUUACAAGAGUGUUACUGCCGUAAGUUUAAGAGACUAGAAGCACCGCCGACACCUGAUUGCCACCCCAAAGGAUAAAGAACGUAGCAGUAGUCUAGCGAUAAAGAGCAGUGCGUGUGGUGGGCAGUGAUGGAGUACUUCCAAUGACAGCUUCGGGUACCACUGACGUGUAGUCCUUGAUAUAUUCAGCUGAUCUUCAGCGAGCACCACUUGUGCCACGCAGUAAGGACCCAGAGAUAAAACACAGCCCAAUGCUAGCUUCACGUGACAACAUGGAAGCUGUCGCCAAGUUUGAUUUCACUGCCUCGGGUGAGGACGAACUGAGCUUUCACACUGGAGAUGUCCUGAAGAUUUUAAGUAACCAGGAGGAGUGGUUCAAGGCGGAGCUUGGGAGCCAAGAAGGAUAUGUGCCUAAGAAUUUCAUAGACAUCCAGUUUCCUGAAUGGUUUCACGAAGGCCUCUCGCGGCACCAGGCGGAGAACUUACUCAUGGGCAAGGAGGUUGGCUUCUUCAUCAUCCGGGCCAGCCAGAGCUCCCCAGGGGACUUCUCCAUCUCUGUCAGGCACGAGGAUGACGUUCAGCACUUCAAGGUCAUGCGAGACAACAAGGGCAAUUACUUCCUGUGGACUGAGAAGUUCCCAUCCCUAAAUAAGCUGGUGGACUACUACAGGACGACAUCCAUCUCCAAACAGAAGCAGAUCUUCCUGAGGGACAGAACCCGAGAAGAUCAGGGUCGCCGAGGCAACAGCCUGGACCGGAGGCCCCAGGGAGGCCCCCACCUCAGUGGGGCGGUGGGAGAGGAAAUGCGGCCCUCCAUGAACCGCAAGCUGUCGGACCACCCGCCGGCCCUGCCCCCGCAGCACCAGCAGCCCCAGCAGGCGCCCCUCCAGUGCGCCCUGGCGCUGCAGCCGCCCCAGCAGCGCUACCUGCAGCACCCCCACUUUCACCAGGAGCGCCGUGGAGGCAGCCUCGACAUAAACGACGGGCACUGUGGCACCGGCCUGGGCAGCGAAAUGAACGCGGCCCUCAUGCACCGCAGGCACACGGACCCGGUGCAGCUGCAAGCGGCAGGGCGCGUGCGGUGGGCUCGGGCUCUCUACGACUUCGAGGCCCUGGAGGAUGACGAGCUGGGAUUCCACAGCGGAGAGGUGGUCGAGGUGCUGGAUAGCUCCAACCCGUCCUGGUGGACCGGCCGACUGCACAACAAACUGGGCCUCUUCCCUGCCAACUAUGUGGCACCCAUGACGCGGUGAGCCCUUCAGGGGCCAGAGACUUUUUGUCUGAAGCUUCCCACAAGAGAGGGGACAAGGAAAAAAGGCUGGACUGCAUGACUACAUAUACAUACAUAGGUCUAUGUAUGCCUAUGUACACACACAAUGUUUUAUAAUAGUAAUUUAUUGGCAACUGGGUUGGCUAAUUAGUUGAAAUGAACAGGAGCUUGGGUGGAGAAUGAUAUUCAUACUUGUUUGUCUGUUCCCCCUGGGGUGUGCGGAAGGCAGUGGGGGGAGGGAGUUGCAGGGAAAUGAAAUGGAAAUUCCCCUGUCCU